Messenger RNA from Phycomyces blakesleeanus NRRL 1555(-), 633 nucleotides. RefSeq names its product calmodulin. NCBI's taxonomy places the organism in Eukaryota, Fungi, Mucoromycota, Mucoromycetes, Mucorales, Phycomycetaceae. The record is from RefSeq and is a predicted model, not a curated record. The coding region runs from base 1 to 546 and encodes 181 amino acids. Gene Ontology annotation, molecular function: calcium ion binding. The transcript has 2 exons.
AUGUCUCCCAAUAAAACACCAACCCCCCUCAAUUCUGAAGAGCUCUCUGCUCUCAAGCAAGCCUUCAGCCUUUACGACCGUAACAAUGACGGUGCCAUUGCUAGCGAAGAGUUUGCCGAGAUCUUGAAGAGUCUCGGUAUUGCGAGUCAAAAGGACCAAAUUCAAUCCAUUAUCUUGGCUGUUGAUAGUAAUAAAGAUGGUUUGAUUGAUUUUGAUGAAUUUGUGGUUGCCAUGACACGUCAUAUGCCUCCUGAAGAAGUCAAGGGUGGUCCAUUAAGCAGGUCUAUCGCUAAUAGCCGGUCCUCUACUAUGCGUGAGCCCAGCUUCCACGAAGAAGACGAAUUGAAAGAGGUAUUCAAGGCAUUCGAUAAAAACCAGGAUGGUAUGAUCAGCUAUGACGAAUUGGAGGAAGUUAUGACAAAGCUUGGAGAGAAAUUAUCGGCUUCUGAUAUCAAGAACAUGAUGGACGACGCAGACAUAAACAAGGAUGGGUUUAUUGACUUUGAGGAGUUCAAGAAUAUGAUGCCCAAGGAUGAAGCACAAUAAGAACGAGAUUCUUUUUUUUUAAUAUCAUUAUAAUUAUUUACUUUGCACUGGUAUUACUAUAAAAUAGAUUUCUUUUUUUGAAUCGGU